AUGCAGUUCAUUCGAUUUGUCACGCUCAUCACCAGCUUAGUUUUGGUUCCGGCCUUCACAUUGGCCAGCUGCCAUUUUAAGCACUAUGCCCCGCGGAACAAAACGGCUCUUGCGACCUGUAUCCCAAGUAUGAAGCCCUCCCGCGUAGAUAAUUCGAACUGCGGUAGUGUGAAGUGGUACUUGUCUCAAAGUGCUUGGGCGAGUACAGACGACUGUUACAAUCUAUGCGCCUCUUGUCUCUUCAGUGGCAUUUCAGCUGGCGCUUCGGAGGUUUCUUGUCGAAAACGAAGUCUGUUUGCACAUUGUCAUGUCGGAUACUUUUAA
Molecule: messenger RNA, 324 nt
Organism: Puccinia triticina
Lineage: Eukaryota; Fungi; Basidiomycota; Pucciniomycetes; Pucciniales; Pucciniaceae
Exons: 2
Coding region: 1-324 (107 amino acids)
Source: RefSeq, a predicted model, not a curated record